AUGUUUCAUGUUCCGCAGCACCAGGACCUCAGCACCAGGGCCUCAGCACCAGGACCUCAGCACCAGGACCUCAGCACCAGGACCUCAGCACCAGGGCCUCAGCACCAGCACCUCAGCACCAGGACCUCAGCACCAGGACCUCAGCACCAGGGCCUCAGCACCAGGGCCUCAGCACCAGGACCUCAGCACCAGGGCCUCAGCACCAGGACCUCAGCACCAGGGCCUCAGCACCAGGUCCUCAGCACCAGGUCCUCAGCACCAGGGCCUCAGCACCAGGACCUCAGCACCAGCACCUCAGCACCAGGACCUCAGCACCAGGACCUCAGCACCAGGACCUCAGCACCAGGGCCUCAGCACCAGGACCUCAGCACCAGGACCUCAGCACCAUGGGGCCUCAGACCAAAGCAAUAA
Messenger RNA from Knipowitschia caucasica, 411 nucleotides. Lineage: Eukaryota; Metazoa; Chordata; Actinopteri; Gobiiformes; Gobiidae. The record is from the annotation of a GenBank genome assembly.